GCGCAGCCAUGUUGGGAACAUUAGAAGGGAACCAACACCACAACCAGAAAGACGGGAACAUCUAGGUUCGGCAGCGGCGUGUCUUAACACCUUAACACCACCACCAUGGCUGACCCGGAGAAACAGCCCGAACAACCUAAGGCUGUCCAGCAAAAGCUGGUCAUCGCUAACAAAGUGACCGGGACUGUAAAGUGGUUUAACGUAAAGAGUGGAUACGGGUUCAUCAACAGAAAUGACACCAAGGAGGAUGUGUUUGUCCAUCAAUCGGCCAUUAUUAAGAACAACCCGAGGAAGGCCGUGCGCAGCGUUGGCGACGGCGAGGUCGUCGAAUUUGACGUAGUAAUCGGUGAGAAAGGUCACGAGGCAGCUAAUGUGACCGGGCCAUCGGGAGAAGCGGUUAAAGGUUCACCUUAUGCCGCGGACAAGCGAAGGGGAUAUCGUGGAUGUCACUGGAUAUAUCCAAGACGUGGAAAUGUUCGAUCACAGCGUAGACCUCGAGAAGGACAGGAAGGAUACGAAUCCGCCGAUGGCAAAACUGGCGAAGAAGGUAACACCGGUGAGGGUGGCGGCCAGCAACGUCGUUAUAGACCACGACGUCAUUACGACGGUUAUUAUAACCCGGUUACUCGACAUUCCGGACCUAAUCAACAGCAAGGUGAGAACGCUGGAGAAGGUGGUGAGCAAGGAGGUAAGGGCACCGGAGAAGGAGGUGCACCACGCGGUGGUGGACGUGGUCGUGGAGGCCCACCACGACGCUUCUUCCGUCGAAACUUCCGCGGAGGAAGAGGCGGCGGACCACCGAGACGUCCAAGAAACCAGGAUGGUCAGUCGGAGCAGAAGUCGGAUGCACCUAAAGAUAAGGAUGCACCUGCCGCUGCCCCUGCUCCACAGGAGAGUCAACCGGUGCAGAACACCACCACCGAGAGCACCGCUUAAGAAAAGAUUAAAAUGCUACCACCACAACAAAACACUUCUUUUAAUAAGUAACACCAACACCCGUUAUACACUGAAGCAGCAGCAUAAUAACAUCAGCAGAAGCAGUACGCAGCAGCAGCAGCAGCAAUACAAGCAACAGCAGCAAUAAAAGCAACAGGAACAACUAAUAACAUAACAAAUAUUAAAAAAACAAAAAACCAAAAAAAAAAUAUACAAAAAAAAGAAAAGAAAUCAGAAAA
Molecule: messenger RNA, 1175 nt
Organism: Vespula vulgaris
Lineage: Eukaryota; Metazoa; Arthropoda; Insecta; Hymenoptera; Vespidae
Gene: yps
Product: Y-box-binding protein 1
Exons: 7
Coding region: 106-936 (276 amino acids)
Biological process (GO): regulation of gene expression
Cellular component (GO): nucleus
Molecular function (GO): nucleic acid binding
Source: RefSeq, a predicted model, not a curated record